UACUUGUCCAUUCCAAGCACGUCCUUCAUCAGCAGCCUACGCGUCUGCCAGCAAGACAACUCGAUCACCCAUGAUGUAUCCUUUGCCCAGCAACUAGAGGUUGCCCGGAUCUCAUCCCAGAUUCCAGCAUGACGGAACCGGCAGUGCCCGGCGAGGAGCUAUGCUCCUCAGACUUGGUCAGCCCCAUACCGAAUGGUGAAAAUUCCAACACAUCCAGCAUGUCCUUGGCUUCCACUGCCCUGGCACUUAUCCACAAUGGUUUUCCGCUCAUCGACCGGAGGAGUGAGGAGGGUUACCAUGGAUCGGAGGUGGAACCGGUGCUAGAAGCAGACCCAGGACUACAAUCCCGACCAGAAACCUCCGCAGUGCACAUAACAGAACCUUUAGUUGAGCAUCCAGCUCAACACCAAGCAGAUCCCACAACAGAACAACUUGAAGAUAUCCCAGCAGAUCUUUCAGGAGAUCUCCCAACACAUCUCCCAGCAGAUCCAACAUCAGCUUCACCAGCAGAGCCUCCAGCCGAUCCUUCAGCGGAUUCAUCAGCAGAUUCAUCAGCGGAUCCAUCAGCGGAUUCAUCAGCGGAUUCUUCAGCGGAUCCGCUGGCAGAUUCGUCAGCAGGUUCGUCAGCAGAUCCCAUAGCAGAUAUCCCAGCAGAUAUCCCAUCAGCAGUUAUGUCACCAGAUCCACAAGCAAGUCCCCCAAAAAAUCUGCCAACAGAGUUAGCAACGAAUCACCCAAAGCAACCCAUUGAUGAAGAACGACCGGACACACAAAAGCCAUCGAGUAAACAGGAAGGUUCCAUCAAAGUUAAGAUGUCCCCUGACGCACCUGUGUUUUAUCCCAUGGGUACCAGACUAUCCCGCAUACAGUCAAACGAAGAGGAGCCCCCACCGAGUGCACCCCACAAUUCGGCGCCGAGAAACUCCUUCGAGUUUGGCCUCGCAAACGGAACGGGGCCAUACAUCGGACCAGGGGGGGGCAAUAUUCCUCGGAGCUACUACUUCGUCGAUCCUACCACCGGCAAGCGCAUCAGGAAUAACUAUAAGGGCGCGAAGACCGAAGUACACCGGAUUGAACUAAUCCCUAACCGGCGAGAGAUCCCACAAUCUAAAGCAAGAAAUACCUGGAUUGCCAACCUAAACAAAAAACCACCACCACCACCGCAACCAUCACCACCGCAGUCACCAGCAACACAGACACCACCACCACAACCACCAAGAGAUGAAAAUGUUACGCAGAAGGCUCCUGGAAGAGCGUCAAUACCCAGACCAAACAAUUCUCGCCAUUUUCUCACAGAUCCAACGAAGUUCAAAAUAUCCCCAGAGUUUCCAUCCUUUGAGUCCUUUGCCGGGCAGCUGGACGACAUGGGUGUGAAACGGGAUGAGUUCAUGGCAACGCUGCGAAACCUUUUAAUAAGAGCCAAUGACCUGAUGUUGCCCCUACUUCAGGGUCCCUUUAAGUACAUGACGACCUUACAGAUGGCCGAGUACACCAGCGCAAUUCUGGACACACCUCCGCUACAUCCGAGUAUCUUCUUGCCAGCGAAUACGCCGCGUCCCUGGACGAACCUCACUGGACUCAAUCGGCCCUUCGACAUCCAUCCGAACAGUCUCACGCCAGAGGAUCUGGCCAUUGUCCAGAAAACUCCCAAGCAUGUGGAAGCCACCACUCAGACGGAAUACCUUUGCAUCUGCAUGUUCUUCAAUCAGGGAAGAUCGGCGUCGGCGGCUGUGCCACCACCAGCACCUGUGCCACCACCAGCACCUGUGCCACCACCAGCCCCGCCAGCAUUUGUCCCGCCGCCAGCAUCUGUCCCGCCGCCAGCACCUGGGCCGCCGCCAGCACCAGGUCCGGGUGCUGCAUACUAUACAGGAAUGCUCAGGGCACCAGGCGGAGGACCCGGUGGACCAAGAAUACCGCAGGCGUAUCCGACAGUAUCCGGGCCAGGAGGCUCACAGAGCGGAUCACCACCACAACAGCCGCUUUGCUUCUGGAGUAGGCCUAUGCUUCCGCAUCCUGCGUCACAUCGCAUGCCCCGGCCACCGCAUCCAAAGGCCUUUCAGCAUCCGAAUCCACCAGCGCAUCACCAUUCACCAACACCACAUCCGCAUACCUGUGCCCAUUCCCAUCCGCAUCCACAUCCGGGAAUGCAGGCGGGUCAUCCGAUGGCGUCGAGGAAUAGCCCACAGCCGCACAGGCUGUGUGGAGCAGCGCGCUUCAAAGAUGGGGGGUACCGCGGCUACCGCAUGCAAGGUCCCAACAGUCCGCACAACCAGCCGAAUCAAUGUCGCUUUGGUCCCAUCGGUAGUGGUCGUACCAGUGAAAAUAGUGGCGGGAACUUCAGCAAUACGAACUACAACAACGGAGGAAAUCCAGUCUGUGCGGGCACACAAAGUGGCAGCGAUAAGAUGGCUUCUGAUCUAUUCCAACCCCUGGUGAGAUUUGUCUACCCUAUUGAAUAUGAGCAGCUAAGGCUGAACGUGUAUACACCGAGCUAUGAAUACAUGGUUAAAACCAAUAUACAGGUGGAAUCCUCUACAUCGAGCUCCGAUUCGUCGAGCACCGAAACCUCCGGCUUGCUCAAGUUCGCCCAGAUGGAGCUGGGGGAAUAUGUAAAGAAUAAGAAGGCAUGCAAAGACAACAUCGCCGAAGAGGAGGCUGACGACGAUGAUGAUGAGGGCGGAGCUGAACAUAAAAACAAGAACGCGAAGGUGCCUGAUCCAAUGUGCAGUGGCGGCAAUGUCCAGCAGCGGCCUUACCACUUCGGAGAGUUCGUAAACUACAUACCGUCGGGGUCUACCACACCGCCCUGCUCCCAAGGGAUAACCAAUGUGAUUCCAACUUAUAUCACAGUCCAUCGUCUUCCUCUCGUUCGGUCCGAUCAGGAGUUGUUGCCUUCUUUGCCCCAGAUGCCGCCAAUGCCUCCAAUACCUCCAAUGCCCAAAAUAGAUGACGUAGCUUGCAAUGCCAAUGGAGGCUCGGCUGAUACACAAUCCAAGAUGCCUUCGACUUCCCACGAACACUAUAUUGGUAACCAGUUCAUUCCGAAGUACAGCCAACAGCAAUGUCCCAAUCCCAAUGGAGGUCCGUCUGGUACUCAAACCAAUAAGCCUUCGACUUUCCAGGAAAACUAUAUUGGUAACCAGUUCAAUCCGAUGUACAGCCAUCAGCAGUGGCCCAAUCCCAAUGGUGGCCCGGCUGGUACUCAAUCCAAGAAGCCUUCGACUUCCCAGGAACACUAUAGUGGUAACCAGUUCAAUCCGAUGUACAGCCAACAGCAGUGGCCCAAUCCCGACAACAAUGCAGCUAUGUUUAGCCAGGAGCAGGCAGGUCCCAGUGGAAUUUAUAUGAGACCUCCUCCUCCGGUACAACCAAUACCACCACCAUUCCCUCCAAACAUGUAUCCGAUACGGCAGGAGAAGCCCAUGCGACCGAUCCUGUUCGAGGUGGGCGGCAAUACCGGCCACAGUGCCGGCCCGCCCAUGAUGCAAAACGUCAACAGUGGCAACGGGUACGGUCAUGGUCGUGGUCGUGGAUACGGCCCUUGUCCGAAUCAUGGCACUCAUGGCCAGAAUCCUUACGGACAUAUGACUCAUCCAGUACCUUCGCCACAUUCGCCACAUCCGGCACACCAGACUCAUCCAUCCCACUACGGAAUGUCCUUCAACGGCAGUAUGGCCCCGAAUAUGAGCCACAUGAACCAGAUCAGUCACAUGAACCACAUGGGCAGGGGCAUGGGCGUCGGAUUGCUUCCGUUGCCUUUGCAAAUGCUCAAUCCAAGUCGGAUGGAGCAGCCUAACUCCAUGGGUAUGCCCAUGAAUAUGCCACCACUCAACCUUAUGAGUCCUCGGCGCAAUGUAAUACCUAUCAAUACCUAUCACCAGAAUGGAAGCAACCCGGACACGAACAAGAUUCCGCCAUAUGGCGGACCUGGAGGAGUGAACUUGAACAAUGGGAGCGCCGAGAUGCAGCAAAUCAGGAGACCUCCCGAUCCUCGCCAAGGCUUCGAACACAAUGUGGGUGUGUCGUGUGACAACACGCCAAGUAUUCGCCUCUUAAGGAUUUCCUUGCCACUAUACGUUCCCCAAAGUGAAACACUUGUCCAGGAUGAUGGUGCACCCAACAACAACAACAACCAGAUCAACAUCCAAAGCAUGAAUCCGAACAUCAACCAGAACAACAUUCAAACCAUGAAUCAGAACAACAACCAAAACAACAUCCAAACCAUGAAUCAGAACAACAACCAGGACAACAUUCAAGGCAAAAAUCAGGACAACAACCAGAUCAACAUCCAAAGCAUGAAUCCGAACUACAACCAGAACAACAUUCAAAGCAUGAAUCAGAACAACAACCAAAACAACAUUGAAUGCAUGAAUCAGAACAACAACCAAAACAACAUCCAAAGGAAGGAUCAGGACAACAACCAGGACAACAUUCAAGGCAAGAAUCAGGACAACAACCAGAUCAACAUCCAAAGCAUGAAUCCGAACAACAACCAGGACAACAUUCAAGGCAAGAAUCAGGACAACAACCAGGACAACAUUCAAGGCAAGAAUCAGGACAACAACCAGGACAACAUUCAAGGCAAGAAUCAGAUCAACAUCCAACGCGAGAUUCAGAACAACAGCCAGAACAACAACCAGGACAACAUCCAAGACAAGGAUCAGAACAACAACCAGAACAAUAUCCAAGGCAAGGAUCAGAACAACAUCCAAAGAAGGGAUCAGAACAACAUCCAAGGUGAGAAUCAGAACAACAACCAGAAUAACAACCAGAACAACAACCAGAACAACAAUCAGAACAACAUCCAAAUCCAGAAUCAGUACAACAAUCAGAACAACGUCCAAGGCAAGAAUCAGAGCAUCAACCAGAACAACAUCCAAAGCAAGAAUCAGAACAACAUCCAGAAAAACAUUCAAAGCAAGAGUCAGAACAACAACCAAAACAACAUCCAAAGCAAUAAUCAGAACAACAUCCAAAGCAAGAAUCAGAACAACAUCCAAAACAAUAAUCAGAAAAACAUCCAAAGCAAGAAUCAGAACAACAACCAGAACAACAUCCAAAGCAAGAAUCAGAACAACAACCAGAACAACAUCCAAAGCAAGAAUCAGAACAACAACCAGAAAAACAUUCAAAGCAAGAGUCAGAACAACAACCAAAACAACAUCCAAAGCAAGAAUCAGAACAACAUCCAAAGCAAGAAUCAGAACAACAUCCAAAGCAAGAAUCAGAACAACAUCCAAAACAAUAAUCAGAAAAACAUCCAAAGCAAGAAUCAGAACAACAACCAGAACAACACCCAGGACCACAUUCAGGACAACAUCCAAAGCAAGGAUCAGAACAACAACCAGAACAACAUCCAAAGCAAGAAUAAGAACAACAUACAAAGCAAGAAUCAGAACAACAUCCAAAGCAAGAAUCAGAACAACAUCCAAAACAAUAAUCAGAAAAACAUCCAAAGCAAGAAUCAGAACAACAACCAGAACAACACCCAGGACAACAUCCAGGACAACAUCCAAAGCAAGGAUCAGAGCAACAACCAGAACAACAUCCAAAGCAAGAAUAAGAACAACAACCAGAACAAUAUCCAAAGCAAGAAUCUGAACAACCAAAACAGCAUCCAAAGCAAGAAUCAGAACAACAACCAGAGCAACAUCCAAAGCAAAAAUCAGAACAACGACCAGAACAAAGACAAUGAGCAGAAGAAGAAAACCCAACCGUCCUACGCUUCCUUCCUGAAGUAAGUGUCCAGAAGAAGAGAAUUUUUACUCUUAAAAUUAUGUUUCUUUUAUUCGAUUAAAUAAAAAA
Molecule: messenger RNA, 5808 nt
Organism: Drosophila sechellia
Lineage: Eukaryota; Metazoa; Arthropoda; Insecta; Diptera; Drosophilidae
Exons: 7
Coding region: 129-5744 (1871 amino acids)
Molecular function (GO): calmodulin binding
Source: RefSeq, a predicted model, not a curated record